Molecule: messenger RNA, 477 nt
Organism: Cladocopium goreaui
Lineage: Eukaryota; Dinophyceae; Suessiales; Symbiodiniaceae
Source: the annotation of a GenBank genome assembly
AUGCACGGCGGCAAACAAGCCUUUGAGAAGGUUGUCCUGGCGCAAGCGCACGCCACGUUCAAAGAGCACGGUGCCGAGGCGGGUGCGCAGUUGCUGGCGAAACACGGUCUCAUUGAAAUUGCCAUCGACUAUGCAGUGGAGCACAGCAAUUUCCAACACGCCUUCGAACUGGCCAACUUGUCGGCGAAGCACAAGCUGCCGGACAUCCACCUCAAAAAGGCCUUGGCUUUGGAAGAUGAUGAGCAGUUUAAGUUGGCCGAGGAGGAGUUUAUCCAAGCGAAGAAGCCCAAAGAAGCCAUUGAUAUGUACGUCCACCAGCGCGAUUGGGUGUCAGCCAUGCGGGUGGCCGAGGCAUACGAGCCGCAGAGCGUGAACGAUGUCAUGGUGCAUCACGCCAAGGAUUUGGUGGAUCAAAACAACAUGCAGGCAGCUGAGAACCUCUUCAUCCAGGCUGGCAAGCCCGAACUGGCCGUGAAG